AAAGAAACAAAGGCAAGAAUACGAUAGAGCAGUGUUAGUAAAGCAGAAGAAGCGCUCCCAUCCAAAAAGAAUCAAUACGGUUUUCAGUUUUCGAGCAGCAACUACGAACGAGACUCGUGGCGCGUUAUCGUCAUGGCUACACUGUUGAGAAAACUAUGCGAAUCCGCGUCGCUCAAGCGAUCGGGUUCCAAUCCGAACCCGAAUCCGAACCCAUCAUCGGAACGCGCGCCAUCUCCUCUGGGCGCCUUCGACACUCUCCCCGCCGACAUACUCAUGCAAAUCGUGCGACUCGUGGGCCCCAAACACGCCGCCAGACUCAGCCUCCUCAGCAAGUCGUGGCGAUCUCUUGUCUCCGACAACGACCUCUGGGUGCACUUUCUCCACACCCACCACCCUCACUCGGCGCUCUUCGCAGAAACCGCUCUCAGCUCCGGCUACCCUCUUCCGACCUUAUCUGCUCAGAGCUCGCCACGUGGCUCGCUCCAGCAUGUUUAUGCCCUCCGUGAACGCCUCCCUCCGUCCGUUGUUAUCGACGGGGGUUCUGGCUAUUGCAAAUUCGGUUGGAGCAAAGGCUCUUCUCCUUCUGGGCGAUUCGCGACCUUUCUGGAAUUUGGUAACGUUGAAACACCCAUGUAUACUAGACUUCGACAUUUUUUCGGAACUAUCUAUAACAGGAUGCAGGUGAAACCAAGUUCUCAACCAGCUGUUGUUUCUAUACCAAUUUGUCACUAUGAUGAUACUGAAUCAGCCAAGGCAUCAAGACAGCAGCUUAAAGAAGCAAUCUAUGCUGCCCUGUUUGACAUGAAUGUUCCUGCUGUUUGUGCUCUCAAUCAGGAAUCAAAAUAUAUUGGCAUUCCUCAUGUCUCUUGUUGUUCUGCUCUGUUUGGGACUUUAGCUCUGUAUGCUUCAAAACAAACUUCUGGGAUUGCUGUUAAUAUAGGCUUUCAAGUGACAUCCAUUGUUCCAAUUUUAAAUGGUAAAGUGAUGCGAAAAGUGGGUGUGGAAGUUGUGGGGCUGGGGGCACUAAAGCUUACUGGAUUUCUUAGAAAACAAAUGCAAGAGAACAACAUAAGUUUUGAAUCUUUAUACACUGUCCGCACUCUGAAAGAGAAGUUAUGUUAUGUUGCUGCUGACUAUGAAGCUGAGCUAUUGAAAGAUACAAAAGCAUCAUUUGAAGCUGUAGAAGGGUUGUUUACACUCUCAAAAGAGCGGUUUCAAACAGGGGAGAUAUUAUUCCAGCCACGACUUGCUGGGGUGCGAGCAAUGGGUUUGCAUCAGGCCAUCGCACUUUGUAUGGAUCACUGCUAUUCUGCAGAAUUAGCAGUUAACAACGAUUGGUACAAGACUGUUGUCUUAUCAGGGGGAACUGCCUGUUUACCUGGUUUAGCAGAAAGGUUAGAAAAGGAGCUUCAUUCGGCACUUCCUCCAUAUAUAUCCAAUGGAAUUAGAGUCAUACCUCCUCCAUUCGGCGUGGAUACUGCAUGGUUUGGUGGAACGAUUAUUGGCAGUUUGAGCACCUUUCCUGGUCCAUGGUGUACCACAAAAAAGCAAUUCCGUCAGAAGUCUAAACUUAACCGCAUUUGGUGAUUACUUGAAUCUAGAUUUUCUUUUCUAAAUGGUGUAAAUUGUAUAACAGAUGCUGUUUCAUUAUUUUACAACACGGGGCAGCAACACGAAAGAAUUUUAACUUGUAUUUUAGUAACAAUACUUGUAUACAUAUGUUUGGUAAUAGAAAACCCUUAUUGCAGCAAGUUUGGAGAAAAAGCUUCCCAGCUUUCAGUAUGUGUUGUACUAGCACCGUAUGGAGAUAUUGUUAAUGCAGUUUAACAAUUUCAAUUCA
Messenger RNA from Vigna radiata var. radiata (mung bean), 1840 nucleotides. RefSeq names its product actin-related protein 8. The transcript is spliced from 13 exons. Lineage: Eukaryota; Viridiplantae; Streptophyta; Magnoliopsida; Fabales; Fabaceae. Bases 133 to 1587 code for a protein of 484 amino acids. The record is from RefSeq and is a predicted model, not a curated record. Gene Ontology annotation, molecular function: protein binding.